Molecule: messenger RNA, 1263 nt
Organism: Momordica charantia (bitter melon)
Lineage: Eukaryota; Viridiplantae; Streptophyta; Magnoliopsida; Cucurbitales; Cucurbitaceae
Product: putative 2-oxoglutarate-dependent dioxygenase AOP1.2
Source: RefSeq, a predicted model, not a curated record
UCUUCAUCUCUCCACCAAACACUUUAGAAUAUGGAUUGUGAAUCCUCUCUUAAGCUUCCCCUCAUAGACUUCUCCAACCUAGAAUUAGGGAGUCCCAAAUGGGAGAUGGCAAAAGCACUAGUGAAGAAAGCACUUGAGGAAUUUGGUUGCUUUGAAGCUUCAUUUGAGAAAGUGCUUCUUGAGGCUAGGAAGGGUUUGUUUGAAGCACUAGAAGAGCUUUUCAACCUUCCUUUGGAAACCAAGUUGAGAAAUGUUUCUCAAAAGCCCUUCCAUGGCUAUGUAGGCCAAUACCCAAUGGCUCCACUUUUUGAAAGCAUGGGUGUGGAGGAUUCCACCAUGCUUGAAAAGGUCCAAACCUUCACCAACAUCUUGUGGCCUCAAGGCAACCCAACCUUUAGCCAAGUCAUAGAAUCCUACUCAAAACAAUUAUCAGAACUAGACCAAAUAGUGAGGAGGAUGAUUUUGGAGAGUUUGGGUGUUGAGAAAUACUUGGAGGAACAUUUGGAAUCAACAAACUAUCUUCUUAGAGUGAUGAAAUACAAAGGCCCUCAAAGCAAAGAGACCAAAAUUGGCCUUCAUCCCCACACUGAUAAGAACUUUGUCACCAUUUUAUAUCAAAAUCAAGUUGAAGGUUUGCAGAUUCAAACCAAAGAUGGCACAUGGAUUAGCUUCAAACCUUCCCCACAAUCUUUUGUUGCCAUGAUUGGAGAUUCCCUCCAUGCAUGGACGAAUGGAAGAUUGCAUUCUCCGCGUCACAGAGUGAUGAUGAGUGGAAAGGAGGCAAGGUAUUCAGCUGGGUUGUUCUCAGUCCCAAAAGCAGGCUAUAUAAUCAAAGCACCUAAAGAACUUGUUGAUGAAGAACACCCUUUGCUGUUCAAGCCAUUUGAUCAUGUUGAGUUUCUUCAGUUCUACUAUACACAAGCUGGCCAGACAGCUCAAUCUGCCCUCAAAACUUAUUGUGGUGCUUGAAUAUAUAUACACUUGGGUUUUGUACAUGCAUAUAUCUAGGGUUUGGUUGGUGUGAUUUUCUGUCUUUUGGAUAUGAUGUUUGUGUGAUCAUAUCUUUUAUCUCCGAUCAUCGCGCUAGAUCUUUUAGCUCGGGUGUUUGGAACAAGGAAUUAUUUAAUCUAGAGAAUUAAUUAGUCUUAAGUUGUUUAAUAUGUGUUUGGGGUGCGGAGUUAUUAUGGCUAGAGUUCUGAAAUAUGUGUCUGAGAUAAGAAAUUAUUAAGUAUGAAGCUGUGUUAUAAGCUAAAUUUCUGUUUA